GAGGAAGCUGCAGUUGGCAGCGCCGGUGCAACCACCCUUGUUUUGCUCCUGUGGGACCAUGGAGACCGACAGUGUCUUCCCACAGCCUGCCGGGAGUGGGGCUGGGAGAGCCCCUGAGGGUGAUGGUGGGAAGGGGAGCGUGGAUGGUGAUGCCAUGAGCGGGAACCCCUACGCAGGGCUGGUGGGCCACCUGCGGGCAUCCUGGCUCUCCAGGAAGACACGGCCCAUGGAAUACCGCGUGGCCCAGCUGCAAGCCUUGGGACGCUUCCUGGAUGAGAAGAAGCAGGCGAUCCUGGAGGCCACCGCUGCGGACAUGGGCAAGCCGCCCUUUGAAGUUGAAUUAUCCGAGACGCUCCUGUGCAAGAAUGAGCUCCACGAGACCCUGAACAACCUGUCCCACUGGAUGAAGGACAAGCAGGUGGACAGGCCUCUGGCGACCCGGUUGGAUUCGGCCUUCAUCCGCAAGGAUCCGUACGGGGUGGUGCUCAUCAUAGCGCCCUGGAACUACCCCAUCUACCUCAUCCUGGGGCCCCUCAUUGGGGCCAUCGCUGCUGGGAACUGUGUCAUCAUCAAACCCUCAGAAGUAUCCAAGAACACCGAGAGACUCGUGGCAGAAGCGCUGCCCUGCUACCUGGACAAGGACUGCUUUGCUGUGGUGACUGGGGGUGUGCAGGAGACCACAAGGCUGCUGGAGAACAAGUUCGACUACAUCUUCUACACAGGCAGCCCCCCGGUGGGGCGGAUCGUGAUGACGGCCGCUGCCAAGCACCUGACGCCGGUGACGCUGGAGCUGGGGGGCAAGAACCCCUGCUACGUGUCCGACACCUGCGACGUGCCCAACGUGGCUCGGCGCGUGGUCUGGGGCCGCUUCUUCAACGCGGGGCAGACCUGCAUCGCGCCUGACUACCUGCUCUGCAGCCUGGAGAUGCAGGAGAAGCUGCUCCCUGCUCUGCGUGAGGCCAUCACGGAGUUUUAUGGCCCCAACCCCAAAGAAUCCCCGGAUUUUGGGCGCAUCGUGGGGGACAAGCAGUUCCAGCGGGUGCGGAAGCUGCUGUGCAGUGGGCGUGUGGCCAUCGGGGGACAGACGGACGAGGCCGAGCGCUACAUUGCUCCCACGAUCCUGGUGGACGUGCAGCCCUCGGAUCCCGUCAUGCAGGAGGAGAUCUUCGGGCCCAUCCUGCCCAUCGUCAUUGUGGCCAACAUGGAUGAAGCCAUUGACUUCAUCAACAGCCGUGAGCGGCCCUUGGCCAUCUACGCCUUCUCCUCCAGUGACAAGGUGGUGAACCAGGUCCUGGAGCGGACGAGCAGCGGCGGCUUCUGCGGCAACGACACCCUGAUGCACGUGACGCUGACCUCGUUGCCCUUUGGAGGGAUUGGGAACAGCGGCAUGGGAAUGUACCAUGGGAAGUUCACCUUCGACACCUUCUCCCACUGCCGUGGCUGCCUGAAGCGUGGGAUGGGCCGGGAGCCCCUCAAUGCCCCGCGCUACCCCCCCUACAGCCAGAAGAAAUUUGGGAUCAUCCAGGCCGCUUCCAAGGUGACACGUAAGGAUGACUGUACCCUGCUCUGAGGGUCCCUGUGUCCCGUUCCAAGGAUCCCCCUCCAACCCUGGCUGUGGUGUCCAGGUGCAAU
Molecule: messenger RNA, 1632 nt
Organism: Neopelma chrysocephalum (saffron-crested tyrant-manakin)
Lineage: Eukaryota; Metazoa; Chordata; Aves; Passeriformes; Pipridae
Product: aldehyde dehydrogenase family 3 member B1-like
Exons: 10
Coding region: 59-1570 (503 amino acids)
Biological process (GO): aldehyde metabolic process
Cellular component (GO): cytoplasm
Molecular function (GO): aldehyde dehydrogenase (NAD+) activity
Source: RefSeq, a predicted model, not a curated record